AUGGCACAGGCUGCACAACCCCCACCACCGCCGACAAGGCCAGAUACAACCAACCCAAACAACAACACCAACGGCGCAGACAACAACAUCCGCUUCUUUGGGUCUCAGAUAGGGGGCCGAUCCGUCAUCAACUAUGGCUACACCGACAUGCCGUGGAAGCUCAUGGCCUGGGAUAUCUACAACUUCUUCAAGUUCUUCUGGGCCAUCCCCUACAUCCUGUGGCCUCUUUCGCCUGCCGACUCGGCCGAGUUGACACUCCCGGCCUUGGUUGUGCUUCCGGUCUGGACCGCCAUUCUCUUCAUCACCCUCUUCUUCCUGGUCAACAGAAUUCUAUACUCGCUGCUCAACGGCGAGGGGGUUGAGUACCACUCGGAUCCCAAGUCACAUUGGAUGCAGAGCAACCUCGACCGUCUGGCUGUUACCUUCAAGCGGCCGAUUCUUGGUAUUCACAACAAGACCUCUGGCAUUCUGUUCGACGUUGUCGAGUGUCUUAUCCAGCGCAACUGGGGCUACGCUACCAAAGAUGUGCGCGUCUGCUACCAGAUUAUCAAGCAGAAGCUCUACAGCUCGCAGUACUCCAAACUCACAGCUCCAGGUUCUUCCGACGCAAAGCCUUUCGAGUAA
Molecule: messenger RNA, 624 nt
Organism: Chaetomium globosum CBS 148.51
Lineage: Eukaryota; Fungi; Ascomycota; Sordariomycetes; Sordariales; Chaetomiaceae
Exons: 5
Coding region: 1-624 (207 amino acids)
Source: RefSeq, a predicted model, not a curated record